UGCUGAUUCACAUGAAAUCCCCCCUUUCCGAUAUGCACCAUGCGGCCAAACAUUGAAGCUACAAAAACUGGAUGUUUAAACGUUAGCGACCCAUCUCCCACUACCGUCGUUUCCAGACCCUUAUGUACAACUCCAGUUCAGCGGUCGAGGGCGCUGUGGACGCUAAGUGGAACGUACCCAUGGCGUCUACUACAUGAAAUAGCCCAGGAAAUAGCCCUUACCGGCUUACCCUUAGCUUUUAGCCAGAGUCAGUUCGAGUUCGGCGGAUUGAUUGUUCGCAGCAACCAAUUUCGUGUAACCAAUGACACCCGGCUUCAACCUCAAAAUCCCGAAUGUAAACGUAAUAAUAAACUAAAUUGUAAUCUUUGGUAGCGUUUAAUGUGUGUCAGUGUAGCUCAAUCAACGAUUAGAAAAAAACAAUAAAAGUUAAACAUGUUCGAGGCGCACAGCAUAAAUGUGGAGCACAAAGAUUUAAUUCAUGAUAUUGCGUACGAUUUUUAUGGUCAACGCAUGGCAACAUGUUCCAGUGAUCAGUUCGUUAAGGUAUGGGACGAAGAUGAGCAUGAAAAUUGGCACUUGACCGCUACUUGGAAAGCACACAGUGGCUCAGUCUGGAAAGUAACAUGGGCGCAUCCUGAAUUUGGUCAGGUUUUAGCAACUUGUUCUUUCGACAGAACUGCAGCAGUCUGGGAAGAAAUAGUUGGCGAAGGUUCUGGUCCGGGAGAAAGAGGCAUGCGCCACUGGGUGAGAAGAACAAAUUUGGUGGAUUCUCGCACCUCAGUUACAGACGUGAAAUUUGGUCCAAAAACUUUGGGCCUCCUUCUAGCUACUUGCAGCGCCGAUGGUGUUAUAAGGAUAUACGAAGCUCCUGACGUCAUGAAUCUCAGUCAAUGGACUCUACAACACGACAUUAGCUGUAAACUUGCCUGCAGUUGUAUCACGUGGAACCCCUCUUUGUCCAGACUUCAUUCGCCGAUGAUCGCUGUUGGUAGCGACGACUCAAGUUCUUCGGGAGGGGGCAAAGUAUUCAUAUAUGAAUACUCUGAGAACAGCAGACGAUGGGCCAAAACUGAGACUCUUUCGAACGUCGUUGAUCCCGUUCACGAUAUUGCAUUCGCAUCUAAUUUAGGCAGGAGAUUUCAUACCCUCGCCAUUGCAACAAAAGACGUUAGAAUUAUGACUUUGAAACCGAUACAAGAUACAGCACAAAAUGGGCUCUCGCGGUUCGAGAUAACGACCGCCGCUCAAUUCGACGACCACUAUUGUACCGUUUGGCGUGUUUGUUGGAACACUAUGGGCACGAUAUUGGCGAGUUCUGGGGACGACGGUUGCGUCCGUCUUUGGAAAGGCAAUUACAUAAAUAAUUGGAAAUGUGUCGCUGUACUCAAAGGUGAUGGAACUUCGGCGCAAAGUGCCGAAAUCCCACAGAUAGCAACGCCUCCUAGUCAUCCUACAAAUAAUCAACAAUCACUUUCUACAACAAGGACAGUUAGCAUUGCAACGAUAAACGCUGAGAAACCGACGGUUUGUGUGAUGUCGGGAAACAAAUGGCAGGGCCCGGUAAUUAAAGGUCGUUUUAGUAAAACCGUUUGGAUGGGUAAUCCGAGCGAGCCGUCCCCGCCACCGCCGCCGAUUCUGGAUCGGCCAAGAACCAAAAAGUAGAAUUAAAAACAAAAGAAAACAAAAUCAAUAUUUUUUAAUUCAUAUUUUGAAAAAUUCAAUCAGUUAUUUGGUUUUUCCAUGUCAAAUCAUUCGUUUUCAUUUAUAUUUUUCGUAUUUUUCACUCGAAUAUCCAUCGUGUGAAGAUUUUUUCAGACCACACUUGUUGUCAAGAUUUGGGAUUCCUAUUUUUAUAGUUCUAGUUUCCAGCGAUCUCAUUGUGAUAAGAAAAAAAAGAUCGAUCGAGCGUUGCGAAAGUUCGAAAAAAAGCGCCAUGACUUUCGAUUUUAAUUAGCGUACGUAUCACUUUACAAUAUAAUCAGUAUUAUUUCUAGAUUUUUGGAGUAAUUAUACGUGCAGUGGAAUUUUUUUACGUUAACUUUAUCAUCGAGACUUUUCAUCCGUAAAUUAGCGACUUCGUUACUUAUUUUUGCAGAUUUGCUCAUUUUUGAUUGUACUUUUCAAACAUAAUGUAUAAAGAUAAACGAUGCCGUUUGCUGAUCAA
Messenger RNA from Venturia canescens, 2164 nucleotides. It is a transcript of the gene Nup44A, whose product is annotated as nuclear pore complex protein Nup44A. Gene Ontology annotation, cellular component: nuclear pore outer ring; Seh1-associated complex. The coding region runs from base 433 to 1662 and encodes 409 amino acids. Gene Ontology annotation, biological process: positive regulation of TORC1 signaling; cellular response to amino acid starvation. The record is from RefSeq and is a predicted model, not a curated record. NCBI's taxonomy places the organism in Eukaryota, Metazoa, Arthropoda, Insecta, Hymenoptera, Ichneumonidae. Gene Ontology annotation, molecular function: structural molecule activity; protein binding. The transcript has 7 exons.